GGGGAGGGCCUGCAGGGGCUCCAGAAUGGCUGAGGAGAAGAAGCUGAAGCUCAGCAAUACCGUGCUGCCCUCGGAGUCGAUGAAGGUGGUGGCUGAGUCGAUGGGUAUCGCUCAGAUUCAGGAGGAGACCUGCCAGCUGCUGACAGAUGAGGUCAGCUACCGCAUCAAGGAGAUUGCCCAGGAUGCCUUAAAGUUCAUGCACAUGGGGAAGCGGCAGAAGCUUACCACCAGUGAUAUUGAUUAUGCGCUGAAGCUCAAGAAUGUUGAGCCACUCUAUGGCUUCCAUGCUCAGGAGUUCAUUCCUUUCCGGUUUGCCUCUGGUGGGGGUCGGGAGCUUUACUUCUAUGAGGAGAAGGAGAUCGACCUGAGCGACAUCAUCAAUACCCCUCUGCCCCGGGUGCCCCUGGAUGUCUGCCUCAAAGCUCACUGGUUGAGCAUUGAAGGCUGCCAGCCAGCUAUACCAGAGAAUCCACCCCCAGCUCCGAAGGAGCAGCAGAAGGCAGAGGCCACAGAACCCCUGAAAUCAGCAAAGCCAGGCCAGGAGGAAGACAGCCCCUUGAAAGGCAAAGGUCAAGGGGCUGCUCCAGCCGACGGCAAAGGGAAAGAGAAGAAGGCACCACCCCUGCUGGAGGGGGCGCCUUUGCGACUGAAGCCGCGAAGUAUCCACGAGUUGUCUGUGGAGCAGCAGCUGUACUAUAAGGAGAUCACUGAGGCCUGCGUGGGGUCAUGCGAGGCCAAGAGAGCGGAGGCUCUGCAGAGCAUUGCCACGGACCCAGGGCUCUAUCAGAUGCUGCCGCGCUUCAGCACCUUCAUCUCGGAGGGGGUUCGUGUGAACGUGGUGCAGAACAACCUGGCCCUGCUCAUCUAUCUGAUGCGCAUGGUGAAGGCCCUGAUGGAUAACCCUACACUGUAUCUAGAAAAAUACGUGCAUGAGUUGAUUCCAGCAGUGAUGACCUGCAUUGUAAGCAGACAGCUGUGCCUGCGGCCAGAUGUGGACAACCACUGGGCACUCCGAGACUUUGCAGCCCGCCUGGUAGCCCAGAUUUGCAAGCAUUUCAGCACCACCACUAACAACAUCCAGUCCCGGAUCACCAAGACCUUCACCAAGAGCUGGGUGGAUGAGAAGACUCCAUGGACAACACGUUACGGCUCCAUUGCAGGCCUGGCAGAGCUGGGACAUGAUGUAAUUAAGACUCUGAUUCUGCCACGGCUGCAGCAGGAGGGGGAAAGGAUCCGCGGUGUCCUGGACGGCCCUGUACUGAGCAACAUUGACCGCAUUGGAGCUGACCACGUGCAGAGCCUCCUCUUGAAACACUGUGCCCCUGUUCUGGCAAAGCUGCGUCCACCACCUGACAAUCAGGAUGCUUACCGGGCUGAAUUUGGGUCCCUUGGGCCCCUCCUCUGCUCCCAUGUGGUCAAGGCCCGGGCCCAGGCUGCUCUGCAGGCUCAGCAGGUCAACAGGACCACUCUGACCAUCACACAGCCCCGGCCCACACUGACCCUCUCACAGGCCCCCCAGCCUGGCCCUAGGACCCCUGGCUUGCUAAAGGUCCCUGGCUCCAUUGCGCUGCCCGUCCAGACACUGGUGUCUGCGCGUGCUGCUGCCCCGCCUCAGCCUUCCCCUCCUCCAACCAAGUUUAUCGUAAUGUCAUCGUCCUCUAGUGCCUCAUCCACCCAACAGGUCCUGUCCCUCAGCACCUCAGCCCCUGGCUCAGGCUCCACCACUACCUCUCCCGUCACCACCACAGUCCCCAGCGUGCAGCCCAUUGUCAAGCUGGUCUCCACUGCCACAACCACAGCUCCCAGCACUGCUCCCUCUGGCCCCGGCAGCGUCCAGAAGUACAUCGUUGUCUCUCUUCCCACAGCAGGGGAGGGCAAAGGAGGCCCCACAUCCCAUCCUUCUCCAGCCCCGCCCCCAGCCUCCGCCCCCUCCCCGCUUGGGAGCAGUGCCCUCUGUGGGGGGAAGCAAGAAGCCGGGGAUAGCCCCCCUCCAGCUCCAGGGACUCCAAAAGCUAAUGGCUCCCAGCCUCCUGGGUCUGGCUCCCCUCAGCCUGCGCCUUGAUGCUGUUGCACAUCUGCCAAACGUACCCCCCAGGAAUCACACUCGCUGGAGGAAGUAACAAUCUGCUUCCCCCGUGUUAACUUUUUUAGAUAUUGUACAGCCAGUUCCUCAGAAUAAAAGUUUGGUUUGUAAGUUC
Manis pentadactyla (Chinese pangolin) is the source of this 2198-nucleotide messenger RNA. It is a transcript of the gene TAF6, whose product is annotated as TATA-box binding protein associated factor 6. The record is from RefSeq and is a predicted model, not a curated record. Bases 26 to 2062 code for a protein of 678 amino acids. Gene Ontology annotation, cellular component: SAGA complex; transcription factor TFIID complex; SLIK (SAGA-like) complex. NCBI's taxonomy places the organism in Eukaryota, Metazoa, Chordata, Mammalia, Pholidota, Manidae. Gene Ontology annotation, molecular function: RNA polymerase II general transcription initiation factor activity; transcription coactivator activity; protein heterodimerization activity. Gene Ontology annotation, biological process: transcription initiation at RNA polymerase II promoter; RNA polymerase II preinitiation complex assembly. The transcript has 14 exons.